Molecule: messenger RNA, 1220 nt
Organism: Striga asiatica
Lineage: Eukaryota; Viridiplantae; Streptophyta; Magnoliopsida; Lamiales; Orobanchaceae
Source: the annotation of a GenBank genome assembly
AUGGGCGGAACAAGAAAAAUCUACAUAGUGGUCGUCGGGUUAGUCAAAGUUAGCUGGCUUGUCUCACCACACGAAAGACCCGAUUUGAUUUGGUCCAACCCGGCUGGCUAUCAUACAGCAUCAUCAUGCGUGGAGAAAGUGAAGGUCGAUUGCGGGUCAAACAAGUUGACCGUGACGGGCCACGUGGACCCCUCGUGGCUGCGCGAGAGAGUUGAAUACAAGACCAAGAAGAAGGUGGAGCUCGUCUCCCCUCAGCCCAAAAAGGACGGCGGCGCCGACAAGAAGGCCGAGGAGAAAUCGGACAAAAAGCCAGAGCAGAAAAAGGCUGAUGACAAGAAACCCAAAGAGCCUGCGGUUACUACAGUGGUGAUGAAAAUCAAAUUGCACUGUGACGGUUGCGCGCACAAGAUUAAGCGAGUGGUCUUGAAAAACAUUGACGGGGUUAAUUCGGUAAAAACCGAUCUAGACAAAGAUACCGUCAAGGUCACCGGCACAAUGGACGUGAAGGAACUCUUAGCCUACUUAAAAGACAAGCUCAAACAAGGCAUAGAGAUUGUUCCCCCGAAAAAAGUCGAAGACUCCUCUAGUGGGCCCGCCAAGUCAGAAAAAGUCGCCGGAGGAGACAAAAAGCCCGAUGUUGGGCCCGCUAAGGAGCCCAAACUAGCCGAUGCCGCCAAGGAGUCAAAAUCCUCCGACGAAGAGUCGAAAAAAGUGGAAGUCAACAAAUUGGAGUACAAUAGCUUCGGUCCGCAAACUCACUACAUGAUGCCAAUGUACAACCAGAGUUACGCUAACCAGGAUUAUGGUCUGGAUGUCUACCAUCCUAGUAGAUUCGCUAACCAUGGUUAUCAUAACUCUAACUACGGUUACCCACAAAUGGGCUACGUGAUGCAGUACUCGCAAGGCCCACCGCCACCGCCGCCAACAUACGUGGACGAUCGGAUGUUCAGCGACGAGAAUCCUAACGGGUGCUCGGUUAUGUGAAGCCGGCCGUUAAUUUUUUGAAUGAUUAUUUCGAUUUAUGUUAUUUUUUUUGCAAUGUAUAUAAGAGAUUAAAAUGGAGUUUCUCUUUGAGAAAAUUUUACUACAAUGUUGUAGUGAGGUUGUUAGGAAAUAAGAAAAUCAGUUUUGUUUUAAUAUUGUUUGUUCAUCUAAUCAAAUUUCCUUUUGUAUCAUAAUUUUUAAUAAUGAUGAUCUUUAUAAUGAUUGUUAAGGGUAUA